AUGGCGGUCAAGUCUAAAGCUCGUGUGGUAAUCGCCCGUAUGCUGUCAACAGCAGGCACAGGUUUUAUGUACACAACACGCCGAACAAGAGUUGCUGAAAAGCUCAGCAUGAUGAAGUACGACCCGAAAGUACGAAAGCAUGUCCUCUUCAAGGAGACAAAGGGCUCAAAAUAA
This is a messenger RNA of Ustilago hordei, 174 nucleotides long. RefSeq names its product putative 50s ribosomal protein L33. Gene Ontology annotation, biological process: translation. Gene Ontology annotation, cellular component: mitochondrion; ribosome. NCBI's taxonomy places the organism in Eukaryota, Fungi, Basidiomycota, Ustilaginomycetes, Ustilaginales, Ustilaginaceae. The record is from RefSeq and is a predicted model, not a curated record. The transcript is spliced from 3 exons. Bases 1 to 174 code for a protein of 57 amino acids. Gene Ontology annotation, molecular function: structural constituent of ribosome.